Messenger RNA from Ruditapes philippinarum (Manila clam), 1910 nucleotides. RefSeq names its product guanylate-binding protein 3-like. NCBI's taxonomy places the organism in Eukaryota, Metazoa, Mollusca, Bivalvia, Venerida, Veneridae. Gene Ontology annotation, molecular function: GTPase activity; GTP binding. The record is from RefSeq and is a predicted model, not a curated record. The transcript has 4 exons. Bases 490 to 1413 code for a protein of 307 amino acids.
UUUGCAAUUUUCUAAUUUUCCUCUGGCUGGAGUUCGUAUAUCACAGAUGUUUUUCAAAGUGAAUUUACAAGUGAUAUGUAUCAGAUUCAUUGGGAAAAUGCGGAACAUAUUAAUAUAUAUUUCAGUUCUUAGCCACCAUCAACAACAGAAAAAAUAUUAAAAAUAUAUUCUAAAAAAUACGCCUUUCCUUCGUUGUUGGCGUCGUUUUUAUACAAAAUAAAGGAUACGACACAGGUUUUGAUUUCUGUUACAGUUUCCAAGGAAACAUGUGGAUGUAUUUGCUAUUUAAAUCUCUUUUUUUGUAAACACGAAACAUACAUUUUUUAUAAAGAAAGGAAAAGUUUCAAGAUAAUUACGUGAAUAAGAGUUUAUCUUUUCUAAAAAUGUUUCAAAAUUUAUACAUAUAUUCAUAGUUUAGAUAAAACAACAUCUAUUUCAGUGUUUGCCUCUUUGACUGAAAGGUACAUUGUGUCAUUAGCAAAUGGGGAGAUGCCGUGCAUUGAUGAUGCCUUGACAAUAAUGGCAAUAAAGGAAAAUGAAAUUGCUGUCAGGAAAGCUGUAGGAAUGUGUAAAAAGGAGAUAGAAUCUUUGGGAAUUCCAUUGCCUGAUGAUUUCGAACUAAAAUACAAACAAAUUCAGAGGGAUGCACUCAAACAGUUUCGCAAGAAAGCCGUGCUAGAUGAUAAACAAGUAUUUCAAAAGAUCGCAGAAAAAGAAAUGGAUUCAUUCAAAAUACAAACCGUAAAGGAAAAUAAGAUAUUCCUACAAAAGACCUGUUUCCAAGAACUGCAAUGUAUGUAUGACAUAUUGAUAAAACCAAAAGUUGACAAAGGAACGUAUUUUGAACAAGGGGGCUAUAAAACAUACAGAGAGGAUUUUGCUGGACUAAGGAAAAAUAUCAAAGAAAGACUACCAGGAGUCAACUCAUAUAUUGUGCAUAUGAGUGGUCUAGAGUUUGAAAACAGAUAUCGGGAACAAGAUGAAGAAAUAUUGGAAAAGACAAACCUUAGUGAAUUAGAAAUAAAAGCUGAAAUUCAGAAACAACAGGGAAUGAUCGAGCAGAGAAAAGGUGAACUAGUUCAAAAAGAAGAUUUGAGAAAACAAUCUGAGGCAGAAAAAUGGGAAGAUUAUAAAGAUGAACUUUCAUCUGAGAGAAAGAAGGAACAAAAAGAACUGGAAGAAAAGUAUGCAAGUUCUCUUGAAGAUUGGGAGAAAGGCAAAAUGGAUCUAGAAAGAAAGAUAAAAGAGAAAGAUGAUGUCAUUUCAAAGCUUCGCAAAUCUCAACGCCGUUCUCCCACUAUUGUUGCCCAAAAACCUGCUAUGAAAGAAACAGUGCUUAAAACAUUUCUCAGCCUUAUUCCUGUUGUCGGCCCAAUAGCAUCUGGAGUUUAUGAAAGAUUUUCAUCUUCAUAAUUGAUAUUUGUUCAAGUAGUGGCACUUGUUCAAAAAUAUCAUUUAAGAAAGUACUGUUGCAUUAAAAAAAUAAUGAGUUCAUAAUGAUAAUAUUAUUUGCAUACUUUAAAAGCAAAAUCAAAUCAAUGUAGAUGACAGAAAACUUUCAUAAACAUUAGCGUAUAAUCAUGUGAAAUUUUUAGUUACGAAUAUUAUUUUGAAUUUAUUGGAUAGAGGAGCAUUAACGUUUGUAUAUACGAUUCAGAUAAAAAGUGUAUUUAAAUCUUUUGCUAAACCAUUUAGUAUAAAUAUAUAUGUUUUGUACAAUUAUAUUUUUGUUUUAUUGCUUAUAUCUUUUGCUGCUUUUUCUUCGAGUGUCUUCUGUACAUUUGGUCAGAUAGAGACACAAAGGUUUAACCGAUGUUUAGACUUAACAGAACUUGAGAGCAGAAAACCGGGAUGAAAAUCCAACAAAAAUUAUACAAAAUUCAGAACGCAUUGAUUACAUCCAUUGUUUU